UUUCAUACGCGGUUGUUGUCUCGCUAGUUCAUCAUUUGCAAGAAAUGUCGUCUUUUCCUUCUCUUCAGGUUCAGGUGGCCUCCAUCUUGGAGGUUUUAGCGAAAACGGCAGUAGUAGAAAUUACUAAACUCGUCGACGAUGGGUCUGCUGUUUGGCGAUUGGACAUGUGCAGAAGCCAAAGAGAGAACGAAACGCUAAAUACGAAGUUACUGCUGAUGGAGGGAGAGCUCAGGGCUGUGCGAGGAUACGGAGAGGGCACUACAGGGGCAGCUGCAGCUAACGGUGGUGAAGGACCCCUCUGUAAGGAGGAGGAGCUGCACAUGCCACUCUGCCCUGCAGGAGACCCAGAAAAGGAGCUGCAAGCAGAACUCAAACAGGAGCCAGAGGAGCAGCCUUUCACCCCCACACUCCCCCUGCUGGAGUCUGCAGACUGGGGGAUGGAGCUCCAGGCUGUGUGGAGCGAGGCCAACGGCUUGGGAGUUGAUCAGGAACAAAACGGACAGUGUGGAGGAAGCUCGGAGCAUGGAGACACCCAGUUAGACGAUGACUUCUCUCCUCCACAUUACACAGAUUCUCAGAGGCCACGCUCGGAGAAGGACGAGGGGUCAGCAUCACACCUCCAGCAGAAACAAAAUGGCCGCCCCCUCGGCAAAGAGUGCUCUUAUGGGCUGCCUGAUGACAUUUCGGCAGAGAUGCUGUUCCCUCUGGGUUCUCCAGGAGAGUGUGAUGGAAGCGCCCCGUGUGAGGCGAGUUCUGACACGUCAGCAGAAGCAAAGAGUCCCUGCAGAACUGAGGGACAGGAGGAGGAGUUCAUCUGCACAUGCUGUGGGAAGACGUUCCCGGACGCUCUUGAACUGAAGACGCACGAGGAGCAGCACAGCGCGGGGAAACGGUUCAGCUGUUCAGAGUGCGGCAAGGGUUUCACUUCCUCCAGCGUCCUGGAGAAGCACGAGCAGGUUCACAGCAGGGAGAAACCGUUCUCCUGCUCUGUGUGCGGCAAGAGCUUCUCCCAGUCACACAUCCUCAAAGCUCACAAACACACUCACACAGGGCAGAAACCGUACGCUUGUGUCGGAAAACGCUUGAAAACGCUUGAAGCCCACCAGCGUGUUCACAGCAGAGAGAAACCCUUCACUUGUGAUCAGUGUGGAAAGUGCUUCUCCAUGAAGAGCAAUCUUAAGACUCACCAGGUGACUCACACAGGAGAGAAAUGCUUCAGCUGCACAGUGUGUAAUAAGAGCUUUGCCUAUCUCCAUGUUCUUAAGCGACAUCAGAGAAUCCACACAGGGGAAAAACCCCACUGCUGCAACGAGUGUGGGAAGAGCUUUGCCGGCCUAUGGCAUCUUAAAGCUCAUCAAAGCGUCCACACCAAAGAGAAACCGUUCAGUUGUGAGCAGUGUGGAAAGUGCUUCUCCCUGAAGAGCCACGUUAAAUAUCACCAGGUGACUCACACAGGAGAGAAAUGCUUCAGAUGCACAGUGUGCAAAAAGAGCUUUGCCUAUCUCCAUGUUCUUAAGCAACAUCAGCGAGUCCAUACAGGGGAAAAACCUUACUGCUGCAACGAGUGUGGGAAGAGCUUUACCCAACGAGGUAAUCUUAAAACUCACCAGAGGGUCCACACCAAAGAGAAACCCCACUGCUGCAACCAGUGUGGGAAGAGCUUUGCCCGACUAGAUCAUCUUAAAACCCACCAAAAGGUCCACAUGGGAGAGAAACCAUUUUGGGGAAAACCAUUCAGUUGCACACUGUGCAGGAGGAGUUUCUCCCAGAAUCGCACUCUUCAGAGACACGUACUUUCUCACAAUCAGGACUCCAGACUAACAGCAUCCCAACGUCCCGGGGCGAUAAAUAAUGUUUUCGGGACAAACUGA
Conger conger (European conger) is the source of this 1871-nucleotide messenger RNA. Its product is annotated as gastrula zinc finger protein XlCGF57.1-like. Gene Ontology annotation, molecular function: RNA polymerase II transcription regulatory region sequence-specific DNA binding; DNA-binding transcription factor activity, RNA polymerase II-specific. Gene Ontology annotation, biological process: regulation of transcription by RNA polymerase II. Lineage: Eukaryota; Metazoa; Chordata; Actinopteri; Anguilliformes; Congridae. The transcript has 2 exons. The record is from RefSeq and is a predicted model, not a curated record. Gene Ontology annotation, cellular component: nucleus. Bases 45 to 1871 code for a protein of 608 amino acids.